AUGCAGUCAACCCAGUUUCUUUGGGACUACCAGCCCUCGCAGGAUCACCGCUCCUCCAGUACGACCGAGCAGAUCGUUGCUUCGUCACCUCCACAAAGAGGGCUCCCAUAUACCCUCGAGGCAGCACCUGGUGUCGUGCUACCGGUCCAAAUCCACAGGUCAUUGCCCAUCAAGAACUUGUUAGCUACUAUCAGAGACACCCACCUGCUCACCCAGAAGACAUAUUCACCAUCCUACGGAUCGGCGUCGAAUCUACACAAACAGCAGAAAUACGUCCCCAUCGAAAUCCCGAACAUUGAACUACCACCAGCUCCACCCGCACCAACCAACGCACUGGUUGAAGUCCCUAUGGCAACAUUCACUCAAGCAGACAUCGAUCAGCGCAUCGCUGUCGCCCUCGCAGCAUACCAAUCCCAACAGUCAACUGCCAACCGACCCCUUCGCCUUGACAUCCCCGCUCCCGAACCCUUCAGCGGAAAAGCAGAGGACCUCAGACACUUCAUCCAAUGCAUCCUCUCCUACUUCGUUGCCACCAACAACACCUGA
This is a messenger RNA of Postia placenta MAD-698-R-SB12, 546 nucleotides long. RefSeq lists its product as hypothetical. Lineage: Eukaryota; Fungi; Basidiomycota; Agaricomycetes; Polyporales; Adustoporiaceae. The coding region runs from base 1 to 546 and encodes 181 amino acids. The transcript has 2 exons. The record is from RefSeq and is a predicted model, not a curated record.